This is a messenger RNA of Olea europaea var. sylvestris, 5624 nucleotides long. RefSeq names its product pentatricopeptide repeat-containing protein At1g77360, mitochondrial-like. Bases 150 to 1577 code for a protein of 475 amino acids. Gene Ontology annotation, molecular function: protein binding. NCBI's taxonomy places the organism in Eukaryota, Viridiplantae, Streptophyta, Magnoliopsida, Lamiales, Oleaceae. The record is from RefSeq and is a predicted model, not a curated record. The transcript has 2 exons.
CUUGCAGUGGAUUGAGCCCGCUUCUUCACACAUCCCAGGAGGAAUUGGGGAUUCUUCCUCCUAUUCCUUUUCAAUCCCUCGCUGCUGAGCCCGAAUUGCCUUCUUCACACACCCAGACUUUCACUCGCAAACCUUGAAAAAUUUCCCACAUGGCAGUUGCAAAUCCCCAUCAGCCAGCAAAUGCCCAACCCCAACUCCCUUUUCCCACUUACCAUACAGCAGUAGACCUUCCCUCUCAAGCCCGUCUCCUCUGUGAAAUCAUCGAUACCGUACCAAUUCAUGACCUCGACGCCCGUCUUGCCUCUACGCAAAUCAAGCCGGAGCCCGAGAUGGUGCAGCAGGUUUUGAAGCUUUUGUAUAAUUCCCCUUCCGCUGCCGUCAAGUUCUUCAGGUGGUCCGGGCUGGCUCGAAGGCAUAAUGAGUAUUCGUGGAAUCUUAUGGUGGAUUUGUUAGGAAAGAAUCGGUUAUUUGAGCCCAUGUGGGAUGCUGUGCGGUCCAUGAAGCAGGAAGGUGUUCUGUCAUUGACGACUUUUGUCUCGGUUUUUGGGAGUUAUUGUGCUGCUGGAAGGGUAGGUGAGGCUGUCAUGAGUUUUGACGUUAUGGAAAGGUAUGGGAUUCAACCUGAUAUUAUUGCAGUAAAUUGUUUACUGAGUGCAAUAUGUAGAGAAGAUAACCAAACCGAGAAAGCACUCGAGUUCUUUGAAAGAAUAAAAGCUAAGAUACCUCCGGAUGCAGACACAUUUGCCAUUUUAUUGGAAGGAUGGGAAAAGGAAGGGAAUGUUGCGAGGGCAAAGACCACCUUUGGGGAGAUGGUGAUUCGGGUGGGUUGGAGCCCACAGUACAUUUCUGCUUAUGAUGCAUUUCUGAAUACUCUUUUAUGUGGGUCACAGGCUGAUGAGGCAAUCAAGUUCUUGCAGGUGAUGAAGGGAAAAAACUGCUUGCCAGGUUUGAAAUUCUUUUGUAAUGCUCUUGAUAUUCUUGUUAAACAGAAUGACUCGGCUCGCGCCGUUCUGUUAUGGGGUAUAAUGGUAGGUAGUGGACUGGUUCCAAAUUUGAUAAUGUACAAUGCCAUGAUUGGCUUGCUUUGCAACAACAAUGAUACUGACAAUGCCUUCCGUCUUCUUGACGUGAUGGUUUUCCAUGGUGCUUUUCCUGAUUCUUUGACAUAUAACAUGAUUUUCGAAUGCUUGAUCAAGAAUAAGAAGGUGCGUCAAGUGGGUAAGUUCUUUAAUGAAAUGAUCAAGAAUGAGUGGUCUCCAACCCCUGAAAAUUUCACUGCUGCAAUCAUAAUGUUAUUUGAUGGCGAUGAUCCGGGGAUGGCAAUUGAGAUGUGGGAUUAUAUGGUUAAAAACAGCAUUUCACCUUGUGAUGAUGCUGCAAAUGCCUUGCUUCUUGGGUUCUGUAGUUUGGGAAGACUAACAGAGGUAAGAAGGUUUGCAGAGAAGAUGAUUGAUGGAAAACUCAUCAUCUCUGAGUCGACAAUGACAAAGGUGAAGAAUGCUUGUUAUAAAGAGGGAAGAAAUGCUCGUGAAGUGUAUGAUUAUCUUCUAAAGAAGUGGAAGUCUUCCUGUCUCUAAGCUUUUCAUUUUAGUCGUCUGUAGGCAUAUUUUUGUGUUGUUUCUUGAAGAUUUGAUAUGGCAAUUAUAAUUUGAAAAACCUCGAAAUAUGAAGUGGUGAUUUUUCAUUCAUUUCACUUUUAUGCAUAUUCAGUAGUCUCCGCUGUUGCACAGUUUUUUCAUUUCUUUUCAAAUGUGCUUCUUUUCUGGUCACAAUCCCUGCUUUUAAUAUCCUUGCAUUAUGUCUCUUUUUGUGUCCUUCGUUCUUGUUAUUAUAGUUUUCCAUUGUAAAAUGCAUAUUCAACUAAUAUUUCUCUCCUCUGUUAUUUCUUUGCUUUUCCCCUUUUGUAGGUUUUUGUUGCAUGUUCUGCCCAAUUUCGUAUUCUGAAACUUGUUUCUAUUCUUUUCUUCCUUCAUUUUCCUUCAAUUCUCUUUCUCACAUUCUUUGUUUUACUGUUCUCCUGAGAGAACAAUAAACAUAAAAUUUACAAGUCGCAGCAUGGGUACCAAGUCAUUAAAACUAUCCAUUAAAUCUCAUACUUUUGACUACAAAAUUUGAAAUGUAAAGAUACAAAGCAAGAAUGAUUGGAUCUGUGAUGGUUUAUUGAAGUAAUUGGCAAUUAUAAAGGGUUUUUGUGAUAUGCUGCAUAUUUGCAUCAAUAUAAAGGAAAUAUCCAGCACAUCGCUGAUGCAGUGAGUGGCCAAUGGCCCUUUUGCAUGUAGCAAACUCCACCAGAAUGUUCGAAGAUUUAAUAUUAAUCAUAUGAAUUUGUUGAUGUACAAAUUUGUUUCACUAGUAUUCUAGUAAAUUAGUAUGAUAAUAUGAUUAUGGCCUUAUGUUUUAUAUCGUGACAUAGGCCAUAUGCUACUGGGGGUGGGCAAAAUACCCGACAAACCGAUCUGGCUUGAUUUGGUUUGGGUCGGUAUUGAGCCCUUUCAGUUCGAUUUUUGGGUUGGGCUUUGGACCCAACUUGAAAAUUCGAUUUGGCGGUCGGGUUGGGUUUUUUGAAAAAAAAGACAAUUUAUGUUUAACUCUAAACCAUUUCAUAACAAUUCCGAAGCUCACCCAAGCACCCUCACAAUUCCCAAACCCAUUCAGGCACGACACCUAGUUCGUUUAUCUUCUACUUUUAUCCCUCUUUACAAAGUUGGUGGCCCUACCAUGAGUCCAUCCACCACCAGAUCGUAUAAACUGAUGCACCACAGCUCACGUGAAAUCCAUGAAAGAAGAUUUCAUCUUUGUUUUUUCUCCAGCUUUAGCCAUCAACACAAUGUUGCCAGGUUGGGUUGACAUCAAAUCUAGACCAGAAAAGGGAAGGAAAUGAAGAAUUUUAGAGACCAUUUAUUGAAAAUGGGGUACACUUUAUGUAGGAUUUUGAUUCUGUGGUGAUUUUUCUCUCUCCCUUUUUAUUUUUUUUAUUUUUUUUGAUAUUUCUAUGGUGAUGGUGAUGGUAAUGUCGAUUGAGGUGGUGAUUUGUGGUGGACAAUUAUAGGUAGUUGUGGUGUUGGGCUGGGAUUUGUGGCCUGAUGAUUUGGGAUCGAACAGACCCCAACAUGAUUAGGCCCCCCAAUUGGUUUAGUUUUCGGGCUGGUCUUUGAUCCAGCCUGAAAUGUCGCUGACCCAACUUUACCCAUGCCCACCUCUAUAUGCAACUGUCAUUCACUAGGCCCUUUUCGGGUAAUUCAGAGGCCUGAUUAUAACUGUUGGGAAAAUUAUGAAGGGGCCCAUUUUUUGAACUGAAGUCAUUUCAGGGUUGCUGGGCAGUAGGCAGCAGAGUGACUCAAAAACUGCUGAUAUUGUUCUGUUAUAGCUGGAACUAAAAUAUUUUAUUGCUUAACUUGUUCUUGAGGUCUGCUUGUGCUUUCUGUAAUGUCCUUGAGAGUGUGUCAAUAUACGGAUGGCUGAUUGUUGCAAAUUUAGGUUAUUAUGGUGUAAGAGUUGAGGUGUAGUGCUGAGCUGAUCAUGGCUCUGUAAAAGACAAGGGCAUCUUUGGCAAAUAAGUCCACGGUCAUAAGCCAUGUUUCCUACCAAUUGUGGUUUAAAAUGUAUAGGAGUAUGUCCCACACAAAAUAAGAAAUAAGGUCAACCUUAGUGGCCUAUUUCAACCCUUUGUUGGGCCCAUGGCUUAUAAGCCACGGGCUUAUUUGCCAAAAUGUCUGAAGUAUUUCUGCUGGGCCAGUUAAUCUCAAUCAUUGUAAUUAUAUGAUGCCAAUCAUUUAGUUCCUCAAUACAUCCAAGAAAUAAGUUCAUUCUUUUUGCUGGAUCCUUUUGUAAGGUGCUUACAUGGCACACUGGAACAAUUUCAAUAGAGAUUUUAAAUGCCGAAUUCACCUUUUUUCUUUGAUUUUCUUCAGAAGACGGGCAGGGGCAGGGGACUAAGUUUUCCCCAAUCUCUCUCCCCCAUACGAUCCUGUGAGUGUAAUAGCAGUUAUCAGUAUGCGCCCACAGAAAUUGCCCUGCUUGAAAGACCCAAAAAUCAUCGUUCUUUUGAUAUAUUUGUGUUCUGUGGCAUCUUCAACAUUUUGUCCAUUCGAUUCCACGGAAAGAGGAGGGCAGUGUUCUGAGAUGGGUGCAUCAUAGAUUCUUCUCACAUGCUACCGACCAAACGAUCUAGAUUGCACACUUGCACAGCCAUGCAGGCCAAACACUGCCUUGUGCAUUUUGGAUCAUUUGGUCCGUUUGCACUUGGUCUAGCAUGGCAUAAUCAUGUAAUAAGAACUCUUGCUCUUGUGUUCUAUAAUUGUAUCUGGUUUGCAUGUGCAUGCCUCCGGUUAAGAAUAUUUUUACAUUGAUGAAAGCUUUCCACAAGGAUGGGAGUCAUGAAAUAAUGCAAAGGUCCAUGUCUUCCUGCAAGGGAUGAUAAUUGACAUGUCAUUCAUGACAUGGUAAAUGUUAGCUUCAAAGUUUGGCUUGUGGCAAAAAACAAAGUCUGUAAGGACAAGAAACUUGAAGUAAUGCGAGUGGCCAAAUUUACCUCCAAGGGACGACAACUGACAGGUGUGUGAUAUGACACGGAAAAUUCUCAUGAUAGAUUUGACUUGUGGUGUAGAAAAACACUUCUACUCUGUGUAUGAUUUUUGGAAAAGUUGGUGGUAGUCUAUCGAUGUGUGACAGUUUCUUAACUUCUGAAGGACCUGCUAUGUUGCCUGUAAAAGAAAAUGCAGCCACAGGUUCCUAUCUCAUGAUUUUGGAUGAAUUUUAACUGCAUCUUUGCUUUGUUGAAGAUGCCCUUCAUUUAGCAGCUGUUUUCUUGUUGAAUAUAUCAAGGAGAAGAUGGCCACUUUUCCCCAUUUCUUAAGGUACAAGGCUUACCCGAGUUUCCCAUAAUGCUAGCGUAAAUCACUAUUAUCAACCUAGGAAAGCAUGCAAAAUGUUACUGAUGUGAAAGGCGUGUUAUUGCUCCUGUUCCAUUGUUAAUGCUCAUGGUUCUCUUUCCAUAUAUUAUUUCAUGAGUUGAGCUCCAGGUUCUUCGUGCGGAACAAAGUGUCGAUCAUAUUAAAAUUGAAAACAAGACUUCAUUCAGAUGUAUUUUGUUACUUGUUUGAAAGCCAGAAAAAAAUAGCAAAGACAAAGGAUUGCUUUUUGGACACAAUCUUUGCCACUACACUUUACAUGUAUUGUAUGAUGGAAGAAUACUUGUUCUGGCUUGGGGCUGUCGGGAGCUAGGAAUAUUGGACCAAGGGCAUCUUACGGAAAGCAGAAGUGAGUUUCCAGCACCAAAAGUCAGUAUGCGGGGUACAUGUAUAUGGUGGAAGGAUAACUUCUAGUUUGAGGCAGUGGAGAAAUUGGAGAGUAAGGAUAUCAUUUGAGAAAUUCUAGGGGCUCGGAUUUUUAGAAUUGAAUUUACUUUCCUAGGAGAAACAUUUCAUCCUGACGUUUUAAGAGUUAAGACUGCUUUGCUUUUGAAAUUAGAUGCAGAUGAGACUAUGAUUCUCUUGUGAAAUUGUCUUCAUAGUUGUUAUAUUUUCUAUAUCCUUUGCUUGAUAACUUUCUAACAUAUGUUAGCAGUGUAAGGAUUUUGUUCAUACUUUCCCAACGAGGACUACAGAUUGCUGUGUUGCUCUGUC